AACUGACACUUCUCCUGUCGACCAAGGUAGCAGCACUGGCACGUCCUCCUGAAAAGGGCUUUCCUCAGCGAAAUGGCCACAUUCCCGCCAAUUCGCUCUCAUCUACUACAGUAAGUCUAGGAACCGCGUAAUAACAGGCACGCCGGGGAAGACGCAGGCAACGUUGAUGCAAGGGCGCUUCUUCGCGAUUUCUUUUUUCUGCUUCUCAGGUCUAGAAGUGACGAGUUCGCUUGAGAGAAACGGAGCAGCCGCUAGCCUCGCGCUUUCGCUACGAUCUCCCUCGUCCAUGCCUCGAAUCGUUGGCAGUGCCGUUUCCGGCAGCAGCUAACGCGCUCCCGCUAUAAUCACCUCGUCCAUGAUUCAAGUCCCGUUAUCACCUCGUCCGUUAUCCGCCUCCUCGUGCCGUCGACGUUAUCCACAGCCUUGGUAGCAUCUCCCUCUCAAAUCCACCAGCCUGACUUAACGUAACCUUCCUGCCAUCGCCCUCAUCCACACCCUCAGUAGCGUUGUGAGCGGCCCGUGACGCGCGCGCGGGUGCCUCCCUUUCUCAAACCCGCCAGCCUGACGUGUAAGCCUCGUCCAUCGCCGGUACUCACGACAGCAUGAUGUCACUCCCGCCAGCUCGCUCCAGCGUCGGCGGCGGCGGGGGAAAGGUGGUACUGGUGGGGGUGCGACUGCACCAGCCGAACGCGAAUCUGCUGUGGAGCGGCAGCGGCGGCGGCGGCAGCAGCAACCGAGGCGGCAGCGCGGCAGUCUCGAAGGAGGGCCAGGCGCUCGUCGAAUUCGCGCUCUCGAGACUAGUGGUCCCGGGGGAUCGAAUUAUCGCCAUGGCUGUCAGAAUUGUCCGCGCCCCGCACUCCUCAGGGUCUCGUAAGGCCCGGUUCAACUCGGAGCAGGAUGCGGAGGAGGAGGAGGAGAUGAGCCAGAAGAUGCUGGCCGCGCUGCACCCCAAGAUCGAAGUGGCGGGAGCUAAGCAGAUCCUGCUGCAAGUGGUGGUGCGAUCUUCUCCCCGGGUGCGGGACGCGCUGCUGCACGAGGCGAAGGUGGUGCAGGCAGGCAUGGUGGUCAUAGGGCCGGUGCGGCGGACUAUCACCCUCAUAGGUGGCAGUGGCGGUGCUGACGUGGACAUGAUGACGUUCCUCGCCGACCGGCUGCCAACCAUCUGCAAGAUCAUGCUCGUCGCAAAUAACGCCUGCACCGCUACGAGACAAGGCAAACUCCCAGUGCCCCCCACAUCGCCCCCUUCCCCCCGAAUAGAACCAGGGGGAGGGGGAGGGGGAACGGGGCAGGGGCCAGGGGGAUAUGGAGGGGGGUUCGAAGGGGGAGGAGCAAUGGGGGGAGCAAUGAUCGGGGGAGCACGAGCUUCAGCCUCAGCAGCAGCAGGAGGAGCAAAAGGAGGAGCAGGAGGAGGAGCAGCAGCAGCAGCAGGGGGGAGGGGGGGAUCUUGGGGCGUUGGGGCAGGUGGGGGGGGAGGGGAAAGUGGGGGCUGGCAGCAAUGCCCCAGAUCCCCCCGGUCACAAGUCAAUGGCCAGGAUUUCUUCUCCGCUCCCCCAGUCCUCCCCCCUGCCCCACCCACCGAAAUCAUCCGAGAAGUUUACGGGCAGGAUGAGUACGGGCAGCAGGAAUUUUUCCUGGACGAGCUCCUAUUGGCCACGGAUAAUUUUUCCCCGCAGAGACUGAUCGGGGAGGGCGGCAGCGGGCAGGUGUUUGUGGGGGUGCUCCCACCUGGCAGGUGCCCUCAGGUGGAAAACCAGGGGGAAAGAGGAGGCGGAGGCGGAGGGGGGGCGAGUGGGGGGUGUCGGAAGGUGGCUGUGAAGCGGUUGAGGUGGUGGGGGCCGGCAGUGGCGGACGCCCAGGGGGCGAUGAACGCGCGGCAGUUUCUGGCUGAGCUGCGCGUGCUGAGGAGAAUACAGCAUGUGAACCUGCUGGGGCUGCUGGGGGUGUGCGCCACCGCGGGGGAGUUGCUCAUGGUCUUUGACUUCUUGCCCAACGGAUCCCUGGAAACCAGGCUGAGAGACCAAACCAAGCCCCCACUCCCUUGGGAUCUCCGCAUGCGAAUCGCCUAUGAGGCGGCCACGGGGUUGGCCUUCCUGCACUCAUGCCGCCCGCCCAUCAUCCAUCGGGAUGUGAAGGCGGCAAACGUACUGCUGGACGCUGACAUGCAUGCCCUGGUGUCAGACUUUGGCCUUGCGAAGGUGGGUUCGGACCAGUACACGCAGCCGAUGGCGGUUACCAGCAUCAUGGGCACCAGAGGCUAUGUGGCACCAGAGUAUGUCCAAACGGGUCUCAUAACAGCAGCCAUAGAUGUGUACGCGUUUGGAGUCAUCCUUCUGGAGCUUAUAACGGGUCACGUGCCCUUCCACCCAGGGAGACAACCCCCCAACUUGUCUGCUUGGGCCGUCCCCAUCGCCAAGAAUGAGGAGUUCACUCGCCUGGUGGACUAUCGCUUGGAGGGGCGGUUCGAUCCCGGCCAGCUGCAGGCAGGGGCAAUGCUGGCAGUCCUGUGCUUGGCGACGAACCCAAAAGACAGACCCUCGAUGCAACAGGUUGCUACCUGGCUUAGGGAUUGGAUAAAGUGCCGCAGCACAGAGCAACUUCCGUAGUAGUAAGCCUGGUCAGGAAGGUUUAGUGUUACUUGUAUGUGUUGUGUAGUGUAUAAGAGGGUUCAUUCAUAGUUUGUACUCUACGUCGCAAGUGUUCUCGAAAGUGCAAGGUUGGUGCAUGAUAUAUCUUCCGUGUCGUCAGACGUUGCGUGAUCGACGCCGCCACUUCCGGUGUGGGACGCCUCCGCCAACCUACAAUAAUUGUCCAGCCUGCAAUAAUGGCGCUUCGAGAGCCUUUCUGGUUUGGGCAAUUGUAAAGCAUUUGCAAAACUGACGAAGCUCGUCAACCACUUCGCAACUGGCCAUCUGUCGCCAACUCCAAGGGCUGCGACACCUCGAGGAUUCGCGGGUGUCGUUCGUUCCCAUCACCUUGCCAGCUCCAGUCCCUAGGCCCCGCCUGGUCCUCGUUCAAGAAG
Closterium sp. NIES-67 is the source of this 3019-nucleotide messenger RNA. The record is from the annotation of a GenBank genome assembly. Lineage: Eukaryota; Viridiplantae; Streptophyta; Zygnematophyceae; Desmidiales; Closteriaceae.